Messenger RNA from Lactuca sativa (garden lettuce), 867 nucleotides. RefSeq lists its product as uncharacterized. NCBI's taxonomy places the organism in Eukaryota, Viridiplantae, Streptophyta, Magnoliopsida, Asterales, Asteraceae. The record is from RefSeq and is a predicted model, not a curated record.
AUGAGCCUUCAAGAACUUGUCACUUCUCUUACUCAAAGCCAAACCCAAUUUCAACAAGAAACCAAGAAUACUUUCUCCAACAUUCAAGCACAAAUUGGAGACAUGGCAACCGCUCUCAACAAGAUAGAACAAAGGGGUAAACUUCCAUCACAAACCAAGAAGAACCCCAAUGUGAGUGACAUCACCUUGCGAAGUGGGAAAACACAUGGAGAAUGUCAACCUAAAAGAGUUUCAAGAGAAGACGAAGAUGAAGUGAUCAUUGUGGAACCUUCAAAAGUUGUAGUUCCUCCAAAGGAACCAGUUGUGCCAAAUGUUGAUCAACCCGAUCCUUCUAACAAACCCAUCAAACCAUUGGUCAUACCACCACCUUUUCCAUCCCGGUUGGCUUCCUCAAAGAAACAAGAAGAAGAGGAAGAGUUUCUUGAGACUUUCCGCAAAGUUCAACUCAAUAUUUCACUAUUGGAUGCCAUUAAGCAAAUCCCAUGUUAUGCCAAAUUUCUUAAGGAUUUAUGCACCAACAAGAGAAAAUUCAAGACAAAUGAGAAGAUUCAAGUCAAUGCAAAUAUAUCUGCGGUCAUCCAAAAGAAGCUUACACCCAAAUGCAAAGACUCGGGAAUGUUUGCUAUACCCUGUACCAUUGGUGAUUUACAUGUUGAAAGUGCCAUGCUAGAUCUUGGAGCCUCAAUCAAUGUCAUGCCAUACUCGGUUUUUCAAUCUCUCAAUGUUGGACCUUUGGAAAAAACCGGAGUCAUCAUUCAAUUAGCGGGCAAGUCAAGCAUAUUUCCAAGAGGCGUGUUAGAGGAUAUACUAGUUCAAGUCAAUCAACUAGUAUUUCCCACAGAUUUCUAUGUCAUUGACCUUGAAUAA